Messenger RNA from Microplitis mediator, 2253 nucleotides. Its product is annotated as U11/U12 small nuclear ribonucleoprotein 25 kDa protein. Gene Ontology annotation, cellular component: U12-type spliceosomal complex. Gene Ontology annotation, biological process: mRNA splicing, via spliceosome. Lineage: Eukaryota; Metazoa; Arthropoda; Insecta; Hymenoptera; Braconidae. Bases 692 to 1186 code for a protein of 164 amino acids. The transcript has 2 exons. The record is from RefSeq and is a predicted model, not a curated record.
UAAUUAGAUGUAAUUAUCCAAGAUAAUUAUUUUAAUUUAAUGUAAAUUAAGUAAUUAAGUAUAUUUGUUUAUUGUAUCGACAUGAAAAUAUAACAAGUUUAUGAUAAAUGUUUUUUUUUUUAUAAUAAAAUUUAAUGGGUUUUUUUUUUAAUGGGCGGGUUUUAAAUGAAAUUUUGUAACAAAGGACAUUGAGGAUCAAGUUUUAUCAAGGAUACACAUUUGGAACAAAGGAUUCGAGAAUCUGCUCGAAUUCUUAACGUACAUGUGUCGUCAUCUGACGUACGAUUAAUUUAAUUUAAAUUUUUUGAGUGAAUGUAGCAGACAUUUUUUAAAUUUUAAAUAAAUAAAUAAAAUAAUGAAAUUUUAAAAAAUGCGCGUACUGAUUUUUGAAUUUUUGUUCCUCAGAUUUUGUUCAUUUAUUCAAAAAUUUUAAAAAUUUCCUUGUCAGUUGCAUUCACUCAUAAUUUUUUUUUAUUCUGAAACUCGAAUUUAAAAAAAAAAACAAUUUUUUUUUUUAAAUUAAAAUCCUACGAUACCUUAUUAUUUUUUUUUUAUAAAUUGAAUGAUAUAUUUUGUAAAAGAAUAAUUUUAGGUUAAAAACGCUUCAUAUAUACACUAGGUGACAGCCACAUGUAAAUUUAACCGGUAGUUAUUAUUAUUAACAAUAAUUAUAAUAAACAAUUAAAAUAAAAUGGAUGAAGAAAAAAAUUCAAAUGAAGAAUCAGGGGAAAAAAAUGAAGUACAAUUCAGUCAUGAAGAGCUGGUAAAAUUGACUCAAGAAGCAAUUGAUAAAAUAAUUGAAAGUGAUCCACUUUUUUCUGGACUACCUUCGGACGUAACUAUCGAAGAAUUAAAAUCUCAGACAGCAGUCGCUCAAGGACAAGCCAUCACAUUGUAUUUAAAUCGGGGUGAAUUACCUCGUCUAUCUAUUGUGGUUUCGCCAAACAACACCACAGUACUCGAUUUAAAAAAAGCAAUAAGAAGACAAACAACGCUGGCCCUUCACCGAGAACGAGUAGAGAAGAAAAUAAGCUGGAAGCACGUGUGGAAAAAAUAUGACUUGUGCUUCGGUGGAAUCUCCUUAAAUAACGACAGAGAAAAUAUCAAAAAUUACGGUAUCACUAAUAAAGUUGAAUUACACUACGUAAAAAAACGCAGAGAAAAAAAUAAAGUACUUAAUGCAUAGUAAAUAAUUAAAUUAACAUUUCCAUUGUAUUUAUAAUACUUAAUAUAUAUAUACACAGAUCUAUAACUAGUGUUUAAAAAAUAUGAAUUAAUUUUUAUUUUGAACAGCUUCUUUUUCUUGCAUUUCUUCCUGCUCUUUAUCUUCAGGAUUUUUAUUUUCCUCAGAUUCUUUCUUGGGUGCUUUCGUUAUAUGAAUUUUCAAAUUUGGUAGACAGUCUUCGAUCAUCAUACACGUCAAUUCAAACGCUGGACUGUCAGAGUAAUCAGUGACAAUUAAAUCUUUUAAAUUCCAUGCUCUGUAGAGAGCUUCUAGACCGCGUUCUGUUACUUUUUCGCACUCGGAAAUAUCCAAGUACUCAACAGUUGGACACAAACCGACAACUCUGUCUAGGCACCAGUCAUCAAAGUACUUGCAGUUUUUAAAUGUCAGUCGUCUGAGCCAUUUCAGAUGUUUGAAAUUUUCAAUACCUUCGUAAACAAUUGUAGUAUUACUGACAUCUAUUUCCUCAACAUACCAAUCGCGUUGGUAAGAAUUUGGUAUCUUGAUCAUGUCGGAGAUGUCCCACAUCUCGGUCUCACCUUUUUUACGGAUUUUACCUUUUCUAUAAACAACGAAAUGUACUGCGGCUAAGUCAUUACCCAAUGCUUGAUUACGGUCAGUAAGAUACUUUUGAUCAAACUGCAAGUACUCAUACUGACGUAUUUUAUACCAGUGUCUAAAGUCUGUGGGGUUGAAAGUUUUUCCUCGGAAAAUAAAACCUCCAGCAUCAUCUCUGUCCGCCUGAUUAUUGAACAUACCCAGAAAUGAUUCGCCUAUAGGUGAUUCACCCGGCAUUCGUCGCCAUUUUUUUAAUGUACGUCGUUCUCUUGGUACAUCAGACUCCUCUUCUUCUCGUUGAAGUGCUUCUGGACUCUUGUAAUGAUCUGGGUGGUGCGUUGCAAGUCGCUUAAAUAUUUGUAAUGAAUUUACCGCGGAUCCGCGUACUUUAGUCACCACUUUAUUUAAAAACAUGUUUAUUAAUAAUCAGUUUUUUUUUCCACAAAUUACAAAAAGAAAAAAACUAAAAA